Ramularia collo-cygni is the source of this 696-nucleotide messenger RNA. RefSeq lists its product as uncharacterized. Gene Ontology annotation, biological process: maturation of 5.8S rRNA from tricistronic rRNA transcript (SSU-rRNA, 5.8S rRNA, LSU-rRNA); nuclear-transcribed mRNA catabolic process, RNase MRP-dependent. The record is from RefSeq and is a predicted model, not a curated record. Gene Ontology annotation, cellular component: ribonuclease MRP complex. Lineage: Eukaryota; Fungi; Ascomycota; Dothideomycetes; Mycosphaerellales; Mycosphaerellaceae. The transcript has a single exon. Bases 1 to 696 code for a protein of 231 amino acids. Gene Ontology annotation, molecular function: rRNA primary transcript binding.
AUGGCCGCCGAUCAAGACAUCAGCAUUUCCACAGACAGUCAAAAGUCCCUCCAACAUCUCUCAGAUCUCAUCCAUCUCUUCAACCACCGGAACAAGAAUCAACAUCGUCGCAGUAUCUGGUGGCGGCAAUUCUCCACCUUCCGCCAUCAGAUCGACUCGCUCUGUGCAGAUAUAAGCUCACUGAACGAAGUUCCGACUACCAACCUCGGCCGUGCGAAGAAGAAGGUCAACGAUGCCCGAAUCAUCUCCAAUACAGAGAAGCGUCUAGUCUUCUGGCAGGAAGUCAUGGUAUCGAAAUGGCAGCAUGCCUUCUCUCAACUAAUCGCAGAUGGAAGAUUCUCGGUUCUAGGACUCGUGCUGCUUGCUGUACUUUCUGAAGUAUGUCAGAUCGUGGGUGUUACGGCACGGCUGGAGGAUCUGGGUCAGAUUGAAGUUGAGAAGGUGCUUCAGGAGUUCGGGAGGGAGGAGUGGGGUGUAGACGGUGCCGUAACGAGAAGUCUGGAUUCCGCGCGAGAGGACCAGGGAGAAGUCAUACAGCGAGAUGAUGGUGACAUGGAUGCUGCAAUCCCUGCACAGGAAGCAGUAUUACCUAAACCCAAGGCUGGAACGAAACGAGUCAAGGAGACCUCUGCGAAAACAAGCAAGAAGAAGCGUAAGAAAGGAGGGGAUGCCAUCGACGACCUGUUCAACUUCUAA